GGAAAAUGCCGCGAUAUGAUGAUCGUUACGGUGGAACCCGCCUCUAUGUUGGUCAUCUCUCUUCCAGGACGCGGUCUCGUGAUUUGGAGGACAUCUUUGCCAAAUACGGGAGGUUUCUAUGUUUUUGCCCAACCGGAGGUAUGUGGUGGGAGGUUGCCCUUGGUGGAAUCAGUUGAUAUUCUUGCAAAGAGUGGCGAUUCUUUCUAUAGUGUUAUUGUAUAUUUUUUUUGAUGGAAAUGGCAACAAUCCCAAAGUGGUGUUUACUUCAUCUUUGAGGGGCGAGGUAUCAACCCUUUGGUAGUUAUGUCUUGAUGGCCUUACUGUUUCUGGAACCCAUUUACGCAGAGUACGAGAUGUGGAUAUGAAGCGUGACUAUGCAUUUGUGGAAUAUAGUGAUCCUCGAGAUGCUGACGAUGCCAUAUAUAGGCUAAAUGGUCGGGAAGUUGAUGGGAGUCGCAUCAUUGUGGAGAUUGCCAAGGGGGUGCCACGUGGGCCUGGUGGAUCUCGUGAGUAUUCUGGCCGUGGUCCUGCUCCAGGAACAGGGCGUUGCUUCAAUUGUGGAAUUGAAGGACACUGGGCUCGCGAUUGCAAGGCUGGAGACUGGAAGAACAAAUGUUAUCGUUGUGGGGAGCGAGGUCAUAUAGAAAGAAAUUGUCCUGAGAGUCCCAAAAAGAAUAGUGGACGUGGUCGGAGUUAUUCUCGAUCACCAUCUCCACGCCGUGGCAGGAACCGAAGCCGUAGUUAUAGCAGGGGUCGUAGUUACAGCCGAUCCAGAUCACCUGCAAAGAGAGAGCGCAGCAUUGAUCACGAGGAGAGACCUGCAAAGAGAGAGCGCAGCAUUGAUCACGAGGAGAGACGAUCUAGGAGCCCCAGGCAUCGCAAAUCUUCCCCACCGCCAUCAAAAGGAAGACAGCAUAGCCCCACACCUGAUGAAAGGAGCCCGCGUGAAAGAGGCACACCAUCCCCACGGGACAAUAGACCAGUGAAUGGUUCAGAAUAUGACCGAAGCCCCAAGGAUGGAACUGAAACAGACGACCGAAGAUAUGAUGACGAAAAGAACAUGAGCCCUCUUGAAGAAAAUGAUCGCAGUCGCAGCAAUAGCCCUAUCCCCAGGGACAACGAAAGCCCCAUAGAAAAUGAUAAGCACGGCUCUCCAAGAGGCAGUGAGUCACCUUAAAUCUGUCCUGUGUGUUUAGAGUGUUGAACCGAAUAAUUAAAUUUUAACAGCACUCAAACUAGAGUAAUUUUCUUAUUGUCAUUCUAGGACAUGUACUGAUUUGUUGUAAUUUUCAAAUUUGAAUUCCUUGAGCAAUUGCACUAUAUUUGGUUAUGUUGUCUUAGAGGUUGCUACUUAUAGACUUGAGUUGAAAGGUAUGAGUGUAUGACUUUGUUCUUUAUUUUAGCUUCUGCAUUUUA
Molecule: messenger RNA, 1416 nt
Organism: Ipomoea triloba (trilobed morning glory)
Lineage: Eukaryota; Viridiplantae; Streptophyta; Magnoliopsida; Solanales; Convolvulaceae
Product: serine/arginine-rich splicing factor RS2Z32-like
Exons: 6
Coding region: 362-1177 (271 amino acids)
Biological process (GO): mRNA splicing, via spliceosome
Cellular component (GO): nuclear speck
Molecular function (GO): zinc ion binding; mRNA binding
Source: RefSeq, a predicted model, not a curated record